AUGUGUGUGGAUUUCCCACAUUUGCUCAAGUUCUCCCGCAUACAUUACCAUGAAUCCUACUGGUUGCGAGCUCGCAUCUCGCAGUUGGCAGUAUCAUCAUCAUCAUCGCUUCAUCAAACCCUUCAGACCGUAACUCACGACCCAACGUAUAUGCCCAUACGUGGUCAUUCGAUGCAGAACAUGCCGUGCUCGCAAUCACGCCAGACGUUAGAACUGACUCCUGAGGUGUUGGCCGCUAUCAUUUCCAGAAUCACGGAAAUUGAGAGCGUACUGCAACGCGACCCCGUGGACUGGGCUGAAGAAGCCGAAACCCCUCAGGAAGACGAGGGUAGGGACACGGCUGAGCUUUUCGACCAAGAGGACGAGGACGAGGACGAGGACGAGGACGAGGAGGCAACCGAGAUAGGUGACUCUGACUCUGGAGAAGAUUCAAUUGGAAUAAUGGAAUCCGAAGGAGGAGGAGGAGGAGGAGGAGCCCCCCCCGAGGAAACCAACCCGCAACGCACGCACCAGCUAGCAGAGCCCACGCAGGAAUUCCAUUCGCGGCAGCAGAUCGUUGACGGAGUGGAUGGCGAGAAGGUGCAUCAUUUCAACUGGUUUGGCAAGCCUGUUUACAGAAAUAGCUCGACGCCUCCGGAGGUCUCGCUCUGGUUCAUCCUGGCCAAGCCCAAGGCUCCCCAGGGCCGAGACAAAUUGCGGGUGAAGUCUGUGUUGAAAAGAGCCAGGGUCUGGGUGGACCCGGUUCUUGUUUCCCUUGAGCGCGGAGCCCGGGACUUGCAUCGCGGGUCUGCUUACGAUCUGAUCCGCUUUGCGGAGAAACGAACCUUCAAGUUCUACACACCACAUGGGACGUGGCAGCUGGACCGGGAUGCACUUCAGGGUGGCGCCCUUUUGGAUCAGGGGACAGCCAAAAUCUACCACGACGAUAAGUGGGGUGCUGGCGGUGGAUUCAUGCGUUCGCGAAAUAUUCGGCCGGCGAGUGACUGGUACAGAGAAAGAAGCAGGAUUUACGGUGGUGCUCCCAGACGUUCCUUUCGCCUUGCGGUGUUGGGGGCUCGGCGGCGCAAGGAGCAUGGAUAUGGGCGUAGGCAGUCUGCACUCCGACUAUCUAUGACUGCCGAGGAUCUGUAGGGGCAUUGAAGGCAUUGCUAUACAGAUGAGGAAGCUCGGGUCCCCGGUCUAUUCACAGUGCAUUAGGGGCUCGGGCUUCCUUUUGCUUAAAUCUAGCCUUGGAGAUUGAUCCGACUAAUUGAAC
Aspergillus ochraceoroseus IBT 24754 is the source of this 1255-nucleotide messenger RNA. RefSeq lists its product as uncharacterized. The transcript has 2 exons. The coding region runs from base 1 to 1131 and encodes 376 amino acids. The record is from RefSeq and is a predicted model, not a curated record. NCBI's taxonomy places the organism in Eukaryota, Fungi, Ascomycota, Eurotiomycetes, Eurotiales, Aspergillaceae.